AUGAAUAAAUAUUUUGAGUUUUCUAAAUCUAAGGAUGAAUCAAGAUUAUCUAUUGACUCUUAGGAACUACUAAGAUAAGUGGAAAAUAAAAUACAUUAAGCAUAAUAACCAACUUUUAUCUCACCUUAAAAAUAAUAUUUAAAGUAUGCUGAUCACUUUGAUUAAAAUGAACAAAUCGAUUAUUUAUCAUUUAAAGAAUAAACUAUAAUAAAGAGGUUAUUUAAUUUACGAGAUGAUUAUAAAUUAUUCCUAAAAAAUGUGUAAUCUUACUAAGAUUAAUUAACUUAAUCUAUUAGGGUGGUUAUGAAAAAAGUUAUUGAAAAAGGAAAUCGCCAUUUAUUAGAACAAGAAUAAGAAUUAAGGUUACAAUUAUAAGAAAUUCAAAAAAAUAAAGAGCUUAUCAAUUCAUAUUCUAACUGUCAAUUGAUAUAAUCACCUUUAAAAUAAAAAAAUCAUUAUUUUACAGAAAUUACUAACAAGAUUUCUGAAUUAAAUAAUUAGAUACUUGAAUAUUUUGAUCAUGAUAAUUCAUUUCAAUAAAGUAGAUAUUAGAAAAAAUUAAAUUUUUCAAAUUAUAAUGAAUAGAGUUCAAAAAAGAAGUUCAAGGGAUCCCCAAGUCCCUUCUAAGAAAUUGAUAGAAUAAUAUAAUUGAAAACAUAAUCAUCAAGCAAACCUUAAAUUUAUGGUAAAAAAUCACCUAAAGACUUAAAAUAAUUCAUAGAAGUGCUUAAACUAAAAAUUAAUAAUAAUAAAAAUUAUAAUUUAUUAUAGAGUAUACCAAAUAUCUAAAGCAAUUUUUUAUAAAGCAAAUUAAAUACUAAUUCAAAAAGGCUUUCAAUUGAAGAAUAGCUCUAAUCUUAAUACAAAACAUUUUUUUAAUCUGUAUUUUGA
Molecule: messenger RNA, 891 nt
Organism: Paramecium pentaurelia
Lineage: Eukaryota; Ciliophora; Oligohymenophorea; Peniculida; Parameciidae
Source: the annotation of a GenBank genome assembly